Messenger RNA from Prunus mume (Japanese apricot), 1886 nucleotides. RefSeq names its product delta(8)-fatty-acid desaturase 1-like. Gene Ontology annotation, molecular function: oxidoreductase activity, acting on paired donors, with oxidation of a pair of donors resulting in the reduction of molecular oxygen to two molecules of water. NCBI's taxonomy places the organism in Eukaryota, Viridiplantae, Streptophyta, Magnoliopsida, Rosales, Rosaceae. Gene Ontology annotation, biological process: lipid metabolic process. The record is from RefSeq and is a predicted model, not a curated record. Gene Ontology annotation, cellular component: membrane.
UGGUAGAAAAAGAAUAACACUGGGGGAAAAAAGUCAGAAAAUAGAGAGAAAGAGAGAGAGAUUGAGAUAGAGCUAGAGUUUGAAACAGAUCCAAAAAGCCAAAUCAAAUCUGAGGAUAUCCCAUGUUUAACAGGGUUGUUUUUUUUCUUUAAAAGAAAAACAAACCCCAUGAGCAAAGGGAUAUCUCAGUUUGAUUUGUGAGAGUUUUUGUUUUUUUGUCAUUGAUCAUUCUCUCUUGUGAAUCUUUUGUUCUUGUUAUUCUCGUUGUUGUUGUUGUUGUUGGGUUUGGUCUGCAAUGGAGGGAGAGAGGAAGUACAUUACGUGUGAGGAGCUGAAGGAGCACAACAAGCCAGGGGACUUGUGGAUCUCUAUCCAGGGUAAGGUUUACAAUGUCUCUGAUUGGGCCAAGGACCACCCUGGUGGGGAUACAAUUCUCUUCAAUUUGGCUGGCCAAGAUGUCACUGAUGCAUUCAUAGCAUACCAUCCUGGCACUGCAUGGCAGUACCUGGACAAAUUAUUCACUGGGUUUUAUCUAAAAGAUUUCAAGGUCUCUGAGGUGUCCAAGGACUAUAGGAGGAUGGCCUCUGAGUUUUCCAGACUGGGUUUGUUUGAAAAGAAAGGGCAUGGUGCUAUGUACUCUAUUCUGAUCAUUACAACCCUGCUUCACCUUGUUGUGUAUGGUGUGUUGAAAUCUGAGAGUGUUUUGGUCCAUUUGGUUUGUGGUAUGAUGUUGGGAGCGCUCUGGAUUGAGGGUGCUUAUAUUGGUCAUGAUGCUGGCCAUUACCAGAUCAUGUCAAGCAGAAAGUGCAACGACAUUGCUCAGAUUCUGGCUGGGAAUUGCCUUACUGGGAUCAGCAUUGCUUGGUGGAAAUGGACUCACAAUGCUCACCACAUUGCCUGCAACAGCCUUGAUUAUGAUCCUGAUCUCCAGCAUAUUCCAGUCUUUGCAGUGUCCACAAAAUUCUUUAAUUCAAUCACAUCAAUCUUUUAUGGUAGGGAGUUGAAGUUUGAUCCUGUGGCUAGAUUUUUAAUCAGCUACCAGCAUUUUACAUAUUACCCAGUCAUGGUGGUUGGAAGGGUUAACUUGUUCAUACAAACAUUCUUGUUAUUGUUCUCAAGGGGUAAUGUCCCAAACAGAGCUUUGAACAUAAUGGGGAUCCUUGUUUUCUGGACUUGGUUUCCUCUUCUUGUUUCAUGCCUGCCCACUUGGAAUGAGAGGGUGAUGUUUGUGGUGGCCAGCUUUACAGUGACAGCACUUCAGCACAUCCAAUUCACCUUGAACCAUUUCUCAGGAGAUACAUAUCUUGGACCACCCACAUCAAAUGAUUGGUUUGAGAAGCAAGCAGCGGGGACUUUGGAUAUUUCUUGCUCAACUUGGAUGGAUUGGUUCUUUGGUGGCCUGCAAUUUCAGCUUGAGCACCAUUUGUUUCCCAGGUUGCCUCGUUGCCAGCUGAGGACGAUUUCUCCUACUGUUAAAGAACUAUGCAAGAAGCACAAUUUGCCUUACAGGAGCUUGUCCUUCUGGGAGGCCAAUAAGUCCACCAUUAGGACUCUAAGGACUGCUGCCCUGCAGGCCAGGGACCUAUCCAAUCCUGUCCCAAAGAACUUAGUCUGGGAAGCUCUGAAUACCCAUGGCUGAGAUUUCCUGUGGCUUGUCAAAUAUAUUAACUGCCCCACCCACCCACAGUCAUUGCCUUUCUCUUAUUAUACAAUACAACUUUGGGGGAUCUAGGAUGAAGAUGAUUAAUCUAUCAGCUGGGUUUUGUCAAUUGAGAUUUCUUAUCUUUUUUCCUUUGGCAUUUCUCUUCUGGAAUAUAUGAUUUCUGUAUGUUUUAUGUGUCUAAACUUGCAGUAUAACAAAGGUAUUAACUUUUGGUUGAUUUGCA